CCAGGCUGGCUGGUAUGGAGGAGUGGACGACCAUCAUCUGCGACAACAUGGAGAGCCGCCAUCGCCUGGAACUGCCAUAGAGGUGUGGCAGCGAAUAUAAGUUCUCCUCCACUGUGCAGCAACGAAAGUAGGCGGCAUUCCCCUCCCUUGCGACAGCGUAUUCAGUGGAGAAACGUUGGUGAGUGGAGAGUGUUAUGCCGGAAAUCAAGACUUUGGUAGCGGUGGAAUUGAACGCCCUUAGAUAAGGAAAGUAAAAACUUUGACUUUGCUUUACAAUCCUCAGGUAUUUUCAUUUACAUGAAAUUUAGAAAUUAAGGAUGAUCAGUUUCGAUCAUUCAAAUAGCAUGUUAAAGGAGAGCACUCUUCAAUCAUCCUCAACCUCGAUAAUUGUUGCAUGAUAUUAUUUUGAUUAAUAUGGUAUUCCGUUGGAUGAUUGAAGAGUGCUCUCCUUUAACAUGCUUAAAGUGUUUCUUCAAUCAUCCUCAACCUCGAAGGAGCUAUUUGGCUUAGGGAAUCAUUAUUAUCCAUUGGAAUUGGAAAGAGGUCUUUUACUCAUUUGGAGAAUUCCAGGUCUUUUAAAUUGUCUUAUGAACAUAAUUUCUGUGGAGGCUUUGUUCGAAUUAUUGACCCUGGGAAUUCUUUUACUUCACUUUGCAUUCCAGAAGGCUGGAGAAGGUCGGGUUUUUCAUUCUUUGAGUCUGAAAUCUCUCAUGCAAUUAGGGUCUUGAAAGAAGUAAAUCCUAAAUUGCUAAUGAAUUGUCAAAGUGAACCCGGAAUUCAAAGCAAAUCCGACAAAAGCGGGUCUAUCAAUUUAGACGAGCUACAAUUGGACAAAACGGAGUGUAUUUGUUCAGAUAUCUCUAUCUCUGAUUUGUUAUUCCAAUCGGAUAUUGUUAACUUACCUGCUUGGGAGUUUCCAAGUCAAACAGAAAAGGCAUCAACACUUUCAGCUAUGGAUAUUCAUUUCCAACACAUGCAGUCCUUUAUGCUACAGAUUGAUUCAGAGAUUCAGAAAUUAAAUGAUAAAUGGGAGCAGCAACAACAUCGGGAUCUGCCUAAGCUUUUGCAGGAGGUUUCCAUGGAUGUGUUUGACAAGGUUUCUAAACAAAAAAUGAUUUUAUCGAGUUCUUCUUCCCCUGAUUUUCUUCUUUUGCAGGAAUUCUUUGUUGAGACACUCGAGGAAGGAAUGGUUAAAAGGGCCAUUUCAAAAGUUGGGGAAGACACUUUAGAUGAUUUUUUGCACGCUCUUGAUAGCGAUGGGGUAGGUUUAUAUUUCCUCUUUGAUGCUGCAUCAGACUAUCUAGAAGAAAAAUACUCAGAUCGCUCUACUACAGACAGAUUCCUUUACUCAAUUCUAAAGAAAGUGACUCCAGGUACAACCGGCCUUACACGGAAAAACUUUAAACAUCUUAUGCGUAACUCGGGACCACAUCAAAUUCUAAAAUACAAGCUACUCAAAGAUUACCCUACCUACAAGGAAUCUCCUAUUUACAAGGAUGCACUGAUUGAACCUCAACCCGAGGAAGAUGAUGGUUUCACCUCUGUUGUCUCCAGAAGAGACAAAAAGCGUAAUGUCCCCUCGGUUAGGACCGUUCAAUCUCGACAACAAUUUAUAUGAGCUUAGGAUGCUUUUGGGAGUUUCUCAGGGAUUUUAUGACAGGGAAGUGGGCUGAUCUUCCUACGCUCUAGGAUUUCUAUAGCUUGAGGAUUUUCUAUGGAACCGGAAUAGUCUCAACCAGCUCUAAAUCUUUUUUCCUUUGCACCAUCUUUUUUCAUUAGUUGUUUACUUCAUUAGCUCUUGUCUCUCAUUAUUGUCGGAGUUCAGUCCCAUUUGGCUGAACUCACAUUGGGGAUUGUACUUUAACUUCUCUUUUAAUAAAAG
Molecule: messenger RNA, 1882 nt
Organism: Cuscuta epithymum
Lineage: Eukaryota; Viridiplantae; Streptophyta; Magnoliopsida; Solanales; Convolvulaceae
Source: the annotation of a GenBank genome assembly